CUUGAUAAAUGUGCAACCAUUGAGCUACACUAGCCUGAUACAAACGGAGGUUACAAAGUGCAAUCAAAUUAGUCUGAUAUCAUCUGUAUGCUCUUAGAGACUAUAAAAGCUCCGAUGCCUUGCCGCUUUAUGUGAUCCAUCAUGGCUCUGCACUGGACUACAGUACAUGCUGUGCUUUGGACAAUUCUGUAUUCAUUCACAGAAAACGUCAGAGCGUCACCAUGUGCUGAAGUAAACAGUUCAUCAACGGUGGUUCCGUUUGGCUCAGAAGUCACAGCUUCCUGUUACAUCAAAGAAGAGUGUUCGCUCACAAAAACCCAGGAUUUUCUCAUUAAGUGGAGGAAGAAUGCUCAUUUUAUGCCCAGUAGUAAAGGCAGUCAGAAGAAUGUAUAUGAAAUCCUCAUAUCCAACUUCACUGACAUGCAAGCUGUGCUGGAAUGUUUUAUCUGCUUACAUGAUAUAUGCAACGUGGUAGGCGCUGUGGAGAUUAGAGCAGUGUAUCCUCCACCCGUCCCACAGAACUUGAAUUGCCUAUUAAAUCUUAAUGAACCUGCUACUCUGGUAUGUACGUGGGACCCUGGUAAAAAAGCUUCAGACAUUCCAACAAACUACACCCUGUACACAGAAAUCAUGCAUCUAAAUACAACAAGUCCAUUACAAAGGUUCGCCUAUGCUCCACCACCUGAGGAGAAUUUCUACAGGGUUCCACGUGGCGGCUUCACUUUGUUUCAUGAAGUGCAAGUUUACGUGGUAGCAAUGAAUGUCUUUGGCCAGGCAACAUCUAACCUCCUAGUGCUGGAUCCUAUGAAAACAGCUAAGCUGGAUGCUCCAGUGAUUCAAGGGGUUGGAACACAAACAUUUGGAUGCCUUGAGUACAAAUGGAGUCUCUCAAAUACUCAGAAGUGGAUAAGAAAGACCUUAGAUAUAGAGAUCAAAUUUAAACCUGUGAACACCAACAUUUCCAACAAAGAGCAGUUUAGUCGAAGACCUGAAAACAAAGUUAAGGUGUGUGGUCUGCUUCAUGGCAUGAGCUAUGAAUCACAGAUGAGGGUAAGAUAUCCGAGCAGCAGCCCAUGGAGUGAGUGGAGCAAUGCUACAGUGGCUACUACACCCAUGAAAGCUCCCACUGGCCGGCUAGACACAUGGCUGAAGCUGCAGAGGCCAGAAACUAGGAAUCAGACAGCACAGCUGUUCUGGAAGCCAUCUUUGCAGUUCCGUGCCAACAGCAUGAAUGUGUCUUACACUGUAUCACUAAUGGAAGAAUUCACAAAGAAGAAAGAAAUUGUGUGUGUCACAGAUCAGCAACACUGUACUUUCCAGAUUCAUGCAAAGGUCAGGAAGGUCUUCCUGACAGCUAAGAAUGAAGCAGGGAAAUCCAACCCUACUGAUGUGCCACUGUACAGACGAAGAGGAAUGGAUCCUGUCCUUUUUCUGGAAAUACUUCCACAAUCUGAAGAGUCUUUGUUGGCCAAAUGGAUAAGCCCAGAGACCUCAGUCAUUAGUGCAUAUGUGCUGGAGUGGAGAGCACUAUGUGGGACGAAUCCAAAUCAUGUCUCUUUUGAAAUUCUGAACCAAAAUCAGACCAGCUUUGUAGCAUCGAGUCUUGAGCCUUACAUGCCUUAUGAAAUUUCAGUAUAUCCGAAAUAUGGGGGUGGAAUUGGUCGGCCCUACAGCACUAUAGCAUACACAAAGCAAAAAGCCCCCUCCAUAUCUCCAAAAUUAGAGAUUGGAAAGAUCACACCUUCUUUUCUUGAACUUUCCUGGGAUGAAAUCCCAUUGCAGAAGAGGAAUGGAAUUAUUACUGGCUAUAGGAUUUUCUACAAGGAUGAGAAAAACAAUACAAGAGUUAUAGAGACUGAGAGCACAAACAGACACGUGGUGCUUAAAGAUCUCAAUCCUUUCACCAUCUAUGAACUCUUCCUAAUGACUAGCACAAAUGGUGGCAGUGUGAAUGGGUCCACCGUCACAGUGAAAACUGCAUCUAUUGAUGCCUUUGAGAUAGUUCUCAUUGUGAUUCCAGCAUGUGUUGGAUUGACACUUUUCUUCUUUGGUGUGUUUACCUGUUUUAUCAAACAAAAGUGGAUGAAGAAGUAUGUGUGGCCAGUGAUUCCAGACCCUGCCAACAGCAAUAUUAAAAAGUGGACAACCGCUGAUUCUCUAGAAUGCAUGCCUCCCUUUAAAGAGGUCAAGGACCCUGUGCUGGUGUAUCUCUCCCACAUUAGUCUUCUGUGUCCACCUGAGAAAGAGUUGUCGAAAGGAGAUGAGAACAUCAAGAGCGACAAUUGGCCAUAUAAUGGCAAAACUGUUGAUGCAGGCUACGAUGAUUCAUCCCAUGAUUCUGAAACCUUUGAAUCAGAGCAGCAGAGCGAAUCUGUGCCUUAUGCUACAGUUGUUUUUGCUGGGCCAUAUCAACGCCAGCCUGUCUCUCCACCAGUCUACCUGCGCUCAGAGUCCACACAACCCCUACUGGGAGAAGAGGAACCUUCUAGUCCUCGUCCAUAUGAGAAAAUGUCCACCCAAGUCAAUGUUCCUGAUAUAGACCACUUUUCAACAUUUCACAAUAAUUUAAGUACCGGAGAAGAAAAAGCUUCACUUUGGGUGGAUUUCCCUAUGCUCAGGUCUUUGGAAAUUAACAGUAAGUCUUAAAUUCAAUGUGUGCAUUCAUAUACAGCCAUAAACUGGUGCAGUUAUGAAACAAUGGUUACAUUUUACCUGGGUUUGGUGCUACAUUGGAAUAUAAUGACUUUAUUUUGUAAUUGUUUUUUGUAAUAGAGACAUGCAGAGUCAUUUAUUGCAACAUUCUGUGACCCUGAGACCCUAUUGCUUAGCAACUAAUAAUAUGAGGCAACCAGUAGGAUGUAAAAGGAAAAGUAUUAACUUGCAUAGCACCAUAUAAUUCACAUGGUAAUAUCUGUUAGUAAUAUAUACAUGAGCUAAGUGCUAAGAUUUGGUUAGGAAGUUAGAUUGCAGCAAAAGACUAUCUCUGUCACUGUUAGAGCAUUGUCACUUUUGUACAUGAUGUAUGUGAUUGGCCAAUCAUUCAAUCUGUCCAUGCACUGACCUAUAAAAUGUGAUCUAAUGAUUUAAUAAUCUAAAUUAAUUUUGAGUGAAGCAUAAAUUAGAGUGCCCACUGUGACAUGCUGAGAAAUGGAAGCAUAAUUUAAACCAGGCAUUUCAUGAUUUAGAGGUUAUACUUGAUUGGGUUUGUGGUUACUCUGUGCUUCCAUUUUCCUGUUCAGCAAUGUUUGGUCACACUUUCUUUUUUAAAGGUCUACUAAAAUAUCAAAUUCAGUCAAUCUUGAGAGUCACUGAUACCAAAUGGAUAGUGAGGUAGUAUGGUAACAUGUGCAGGAGACAAUGUGAUGGGAUGUAAAAUAGUACAUUUUUAAUAAUAUUAUAAAUACAAGUAUUUACUACCUUGAAAAAUCAUAAAUUGACAAAGAAAUAAAAAUUUGCAGAAUGCAUUAUAGUGGCUGAUAAAUGUGAUCUUAUCUGUUAUAACUGUAAGUAAUCGCACUUUUCAGUCCAUACAGGAUUUCACUGAGUUUUUUGUGAUUGUUGCGGCCAGAAAUGCUUGAUUUUGCUGCAGCAAUUUUUUAUUUAAAUUUUUUUUUUUUUGCAACUUGCAGAAUUUUUUGUGCUUUUUCUGCGGAAAACUACUUGAACUGGCAAAAGUGCAAUUGCACGAAACUGUUUUGCACAGUCUUUCAAAGUGAUGUUUGUUGGUAAAUGAGACCUUUCAGCUAUACUGAUGUUGUAUGCUCACAUGAAUCGAAGAGGGCUUUGGCUGAAUGCAAGUUGUGAUGAAGUCACAUGACAUGUCUUGGCUCAAAUCUGAAGAGCCCAGAGACCUGGUAAAUUUGAGGUACUUUUGCAAAAUUGCAAGCUCCUCAGAAUAUUUCAGGGCUUGCUUGAUUUUGCAUUAAUUUCUGCAAUCACAAAAUCCUGGAUGGACUGACUUUUUUCAGCUGCUAUCACUGUGAAGUUAAUGGCUCUGAAAAUAUUUAUGUGCUUGGCCAGUUGAGACAGGAUAAAAAUUGAGCAGUUAGGGGUUGAUGGCCUUGCUCAAGGACCCAACAGUUUGGAGGAACCAGGAUUUGAACACAUAACUCAAACAGUAUUCCGGAGUCAUGUCUGAGAAACAACUGCAGACCACAAUAUCAAGUUACAUAGGUUUGAAAAUAUAGUCUAUCUGACUGAUUGUUAUCAGUAUCUCAGUGUAAAUAUUUUUUUCUGAAUGUAUUAAGUAACAUUUGGUGCUCAUCAAGGCUCUGUACUAGGGCCUCUACUGAUUUCAGUCUACAUUUGGGAGAUACCAUCUUCAAUUAUGGAAUAAAUAUCCAUUGUAGUGCUAAUGAUUCCUUUAUUUUUUCUGGAUUUUUUUUAUUCAUAAUAUUCAUUUUCUUAUUAUAUUAUUAUUUUAAUUAAUUCUUAAUACUUAUUUUUUAGUAUUCUAAAAACUUCCUGCUUUCUAAAAACUUCCUGUACCUUCCCUAAAAACUUACAGUUUACCCUAAUAUUCAAGUGUGACAUAAGUCUUCUUGUUUGUUACUUUUCUAGGGAUGCAGAUCUGUUUUUUUACUUUUAGAAUAAAAAAUGGUGGGGGGGGAAUCAGCAUUUGAGAUUCAGAUACUGUAAGUCAGGGGAUGUGCAAAGUCCAAAUGAGGCCUGCAGACAGAUAUUAACUGGUCCGUGGCCUUUCUAUUAGAAUGUAUGAUGCAAUGCAUUUAUUUUCAACUGAUGGUGGCAGCAGACACAGCACAUAGUAAUUAUUUAAUCUCAACUCAAUAUCCUAUGGUGUGUGAGUGUGUGUGUGUGUGUGUGUGUGUGUGUGUGUGUACUGUGCGAAUGUUUUAGGCACAUGCAAAGAAAAGCUGUUGAGUGACGAUGCCUUCAAAAUAAUUAAAUUAAUUUACUACUUUUUUUUUGAACGUCAAGAGCAGGAGCAGUAAACAGUAGUAAAUGAAACAAAGUCAAUAUUUGGUGUGACAAAAAAAAUAAAAAAUAAAACUAGUAGCUUCGGUACAAUUUGUGCAAUUUUAUAAGGAAAUGUUCUUCUGGAGAAUUUUUCUGUUGCACUUGCAUCUUAUUUCUGCAGUAAAACUCAGCAGCCUUCAUUGUGUUUUUUUGUCUGAAAAGUGGUCUCUUACGUAAUAUGCUGCUUUCUUUAAUGACACAAACAUUUUUCUCUAACAUUCAAUUUUGUGCUAGAAAACUAAUGUUUUGGCAUCUAAAAUGUUUUUUUGUACUGACUUGACAUGUAGAAUUCAUCAGUUAAAAAGUCUAUAGCAAAGUUUGUACUAAAAAAAAAAGUGUGCCUAAAACCUUUGCACAGUGCUGUGUGUGUGUGUGUGUGUGUGUGUAUGUGUAUAUAUAUAUAUAUAUAUAUAUAUAUAUAUAUAUAUAUAUAUGUGUGUGUGUGUGUGUGUGUGUGUGUGUGUGUGUGUGUGUAUACGGCCCUCUCGUAUUUUGAUGAGGUCUCAUUUGGCCCCCUUUGAAAAUAUUUGGACACCCCUGCUGUAAGUACUGUAGAGCUUUAUUGGAAUUUUGUUUUAUGAUUAAUUUCAUUUAACUCUAAGUUUUAUCAGACUUUGCAUCAAUCUGAAUUUAUCAUUUCAUUUUUUUACUUUUUAUUUUCUUUUUCAUUGUACUCAGAUUGUUUGUCUGCUGAUUUACUAAUUCAUAUUAUGUAAAACUUAUAAAACUUAUCUUGUGAUACUUAUAUAACACAAAGGCUAGAUAAAUACAAUUUAGUUGAGUUCAGAUUGAUUAAACUUAAACUUGCUCUGGACAUGGAAAAAAGUUUAAAAUAAUCUAUGGAUUAUUUUGAGCAGUUAUCAAUAGUUCUCCUACUCAAUAAAUUUUCAAAUAAA
This is a messenger RNA of Ictalurus furcatus (blue catfish), 5873 nucleotides long. It is a transcript of the gene csf3r, whose product is annotated as colony stimulating factor 3 receptor (granulocyte). The coding region runs from base 142 to 2646 and encodes 834 amino acids. The transcript has 16 exons. Lineage: Eukaryota; Metazoa; Chordata; Actinopteri; Siluriformes; Ictaluridae. Gene Ontology annotation, cellular component: external side of plasma membrane; signaling receptor complex. Gene Ontology annotation, molecular function: granulocyte colony-stimulating factor binding; cytokine receptor activity. Gene Ontology annotation, biological process: cytokine-mediated signaling pathway. The record is from RefSeq and is a predicted model, not a curated record.